AACGAUCUAGCUGGAAUGCACGUCCAUAUCAACGUCGUGAAAAUUUAAAAACAUCACCGGUUACAGAUAUUGUUGUACACAAGUUAGGAGGUGUCAAUUCAACUUUGAAUCACCGGGAUUGUAUUAAGGAAAUUAAAAAAAAUCAAGAUUAUCAAAUGGAUACACAAAAGUGGGAUGAUAUUGGUUAUAAUUUUUUACUGUGUGAUGAUAGUGAUGACCAACAACAAAUUUAUACAGGCAGAGGAUGGAAAUUUACUGGCGCACAUUGUAAAAGUUAUAACGCAAUAUCAUUGGGUAAGAAUACAUUUCUCUUUUAA
This is a messenger RNA of Rotaria sp. Silwood2, 317 nucleotides long. The record is from the annotation of a GenBank genome assembly. NCBI's taxonomy places the organism in Eukaryota, Metazoa, Rotifera, Eurotatoria, Philodinida, Philodinidae.